Molecule: messenger RNA, 794 nt
Organism: Dothidotthia symphoricarpi CBS 119687
Lineage: Eukaryota; Fungi; Ascomycota; Dothideomycetes; Pleosporales; Dothidotthiaceae
Exons: 3
Coding region: 80-562 (160 amino acids)
Source: RefSeq, a predicted model, not a curated record
CAGCUGUCUGCUUGAACAAACGCAUUCACCGCCGCUUCACCGCAGACCCAAUCCUGCCAUCCCUUACUUGAGCGCAGCCAUGUCAGACGUCGAUGGCGACUCGGCCAUGCACUCGUCACCGGACGUAGACCUUGCUGCCAACGAUGACGAAAUGUUCCCCGACGAAGCUCAGCCCACAACACCGCACAACGCUGCUUCCUAUGCGCUGGACCCUACAUCUGAGCUCUCCCCACCAAACUCUCAGGGCCCCGCUAUUCUACCCCGCGAUGACAGUAUCGGGACGACUAUCGCAUCAGGCGUGAACGCAAACGGUAAGCGGCCUCUCUCAGGUGUUGCUACUGCGGCGUCGACAGCUGGAGUUGUGGGAACGCACCAGGAUGCAGAUACUGGGUACCAGUGGUCGAAACUGGAGGAUCAGCCGGGGUACGAGUGGAAGAACAACAGGGCGCGGGAAGAGGAGGCGAGGGCCCUGGAUCAGAUCGUUGACAAGGGGCACCAGAUCAAGAAUCACUAUGGUGACCCUCUCGAUGCAAGCGUUUCCGCUGGGAAGUCGAGGCGCUGAACGGGAUAUGAUACGAGGAACUCGCGGAGCAGAUGAAGCAUCAGCACGGCGAACUGGCGUUAGGGAUAUGGGUGGUAUAAGUUUCAUACCUUACCUUUGGCAGGGUUGCAAGGCAGCACGUGUUAGGUCGUGGAAGAAGACUGAGGGCUGAUAGCGUUGGUACGCACAGAGCAUCGCCAGGACGUAAACGGAUAUGAUAUGCAGUCGAAUGAACAGAAUGCGUCUCCAACAU